CAUUUUAACUUAACACCGGUUGCCACGCUGGAGGCGGCCAUCUUGGAAAACAACAACCGGUAGAAACACGAAAUUCGCCUUUUAUUGAGUUUCCGAUACAAAUUAACAAUCUAAAUCAUGCAUUUGUUAGCUUAUUUCACGUUCGCGGUGUAUUUAUCCGUUUCUCUCGGAGGUGAAAUGACUUUUGAGCUGCCUGACAACGAAAAACAAUGUUUCUUUGAAUCGGUGGAGAAAGGAGUUGAAAGUACACUGGAAUUUCAGGUUAUAACCGGUGGUCAAUAUGAUGUAGACAUGGAACUGGUCUCACCUAAUGGGAAAGUUUUGUACAAGGGUGUCAAGAAACAAUACGACAGUGUCACAUGGAAGGCGGAGGAAACCGGCAUAUUUAAAUUCUGUUUUAGCAAUGAGUUUUCUACCUUCACUCAUAAGGUUGUGUACUUUGACCUAGAGGUGGGAGAUGACGAUGACAAGCUGUUUAAGUCCAUAGAUUCCCAGGCGACGGCAAUGACCUUUAUGGAAACUGCCAGUCACGCCAUCCACGAGAGCAUGAGUGACGUCAUCGAUUACCAGACGCACUUUAAACUACGCGAGACCCAAGGGAGAGCAUUCGCAGAGGACUUGAAUGCACGAGUUAUGUACUGGUCCAUGCUGGAAUCUUGCACUGUCCUUUUAAUAGGCAUCGGGCAGGUUUUGGUUUUGCGCAGCUUUUUUACUGAGAAGAAAACCUCUGGAAUACCGGUUAUUAGAUAAUACUAUUUUUACUUAGAUUACUUAUUUGCCGUCUAAGAGCCAGAAGUUCGUUGACUUAUGGCCCUUUAUUAUCUCAUGACGGAUUUUGUUUCCAUUUUCUUUUUUCUGCUAUUUUUUAAAUGCAUAAAUAACUCGAUGCGCGAUCCCUCAUUUUAGCGUAUAAAACUAACAGAUAAACGAUUUUUAUAUUUGAGAAAAUAGUCAUUUUUUCAUGAAAAACACUUAUGCGUAUUGCAUUUUUUUAUUAAUAAAUAAAUACACGUCAAAAUAAAUUUGAAAAUAUAAUGCCACAUUCGCCGUCGAUGUGCUCUGUUUACUUUACUUUUCUUGAAGGUGCUUUUUAGUAAAAUAUGGUUAGUUAGUAUGUUAACAAAUAAAGAACAUAAUCAGUAACUAUAAGAAACUAACAAGCCGAACAAUAUACCGAAACGUAUGGUUACUUUUUAAAAGGACUUGUUCCUAGACUGUCGCUAUGACUUUCGGUAAAAUUGUGUGUCAUAUAAUAGAACAAUAAAAGAACAGUAUACAUCAGGGAUAGCUAUGUCACUUAAGGCGUAGACUCAUAAGGACAAUGGAGCUGUAUUAAUGAAUUAUCAUCAGUUGAAAUUGAUUAAAUAAAAAAGCGUUACAAACGCAAAAAAAUAAAUAGUUUGGUGUUGAAAUAUUGCUCUACUUUUCCGUGGUUAAACUACAUAAAUUUAAGGUAUUUAUUGACACACUUCGAAAAAUGUCUCUAACGGUAAAUAAAUCCUUUAAACCUGUUUAUUUCGAAACCGAUACUCUUACUUUUGAUGUACUUACAAAACUCUGAAAACGGUACUUAAUUCUUAGUUUAUAUUUGCAUGUUAAGAAUGGUUGAUUUUAUGUUUGAUUGAUUUCAGUACCAGGCAUGUUUAAUGACAAUUUUCGCAACUGUUUAUUUUUGCUUUUGGUACACGAGUAUUACUUUUUGUACUUAAAUAAUUGUUGGUGCCGUGUUUAGCCUAUUAUAUUACAAUUUUAUAUAAGAAAUUGUUUUGUUAUAAAUUCAACGUAUUUUGUUGACAUAUUAUGUGCAAUGAUUUUUCGUCAGAUUUAUUUCAGGUUAAGGCAUUUUGAUUUUGACUAAUGUUUUUCUUCUUUUUCUAAAUAUUUCCCUUUGUUAUUGGGGGCAUAUCAUUAUUGUGAAAUUUCAAUACUCAUGAACGAGAUGUCAAUUCUGAUUUGUUUUCACUUAUUAUAUGACCCGCGUCAUGCGAAAAAGGUGCUUAUGCUAUAUGUGCAUUCGCACAUUUUGUCAUUAUUGAGCAUGUCAAGUACGAACACUAUUUUUUUUGAAGAACCUCCCAAAACACUUUAAACUCUUAAUAUUUUGUGUAAUGAUUAAUUUUUUACAACUUUAAAACAGCGAUAUUAAAUGAUUCUCUGAUAUUAUGUACGUUAUCUUCCGUGCGUUAUGUUUCAUUGUGUGUGAGAUUUCUUUUGAUUUUCGUAUUAAAUGCAAUUACUAAUUUCUAUAAUAAUAAUUGCAAUGUCAGAACACAUGUUGGUAAAGCGCAAAUAUCUAUUUAGCUCUCUUUUACCAUUAGUUUUUUACCAUGGCCAUAAUCACAAAUGGGGAGGCAAUAUUUUGUUAUUGUUAGUUACAGAGACAACGGAAGAUUAAUAAAUAUGACCAAUAUGUAUGCUGAAACAAAUUAUUGAAUAAAAUGGAAUAAUUGUAUUGCUUUAAUUAUGUUGUGUAUGAUACGGAAUAAACUUAAUUAAGUAUGAGAA
Molecule: messenger RNA, 2505 nt
Organism: Dreissena polymorpha
Lineage: Eukaryota; Metazoa; Mollusca; Bivalvia; Myida; Dreissenidae
Product: transmembrane emp24 domain-containing protein 7-like
Exons: 4
Coding region: 118-750 (210 amino acids)
Biological process (GO): endoplasmic reticulum to Golgi vesicle-mediated transport; intracellular protein transport; Golgi organization
Cellular component (GO): Golgi apparatus; COPII-coated ER to Golgi transport vesicle; endoplasmic reticulum
Source: RefSeq, a predicted model, not a curated record